Molecule: messenger RNA, 338 nt
Organism: Cantharellus anzutake
Lineage: Eukaryota; Fungi; Basidiomycota; Agaricomycetes; Cantharellales; Hydnaceae
Exons: 1
Coding region: 49-336 (95 amino acids)
Source: RefSeq, a predicted model, not a curated record
AUAAACGCUUGUUUUCAGAGCACAGCCACUCAGUCAAACCAUUGACCAAUGUCAAGCGCGAGAGACCACGAUGCCUCGAUCUACCUAGCCGUGUAUGUUUCCAGGUCGUCAGACAUCAAGCGGGACCCUUCGUCUCUAUCUUGCGCUCAUCCAUCGGUCACGUUCGUCAGCCAGGUCGGAGCUCUCGAAGAUGUCCAGCUCGUCAGCGUGCCCAAGCCGGAUUGGGAAGGAAAUCGGAACGAGAUCCUAGGACAAUUGCAAACAUUUCCCGGAGUAGUUCGAGUAGAAGUGCAAGAAGCAAAACAAAGAGCAAAGCGAUCAAAUGACGAACUUUAAAA